Aaosphaeria arxii CBS 175.79 is the source of this 1150-nucleotide messenger RNA. RefSeq lists its product as uncharacterized. The transcript has 2 exons. NCBI's taxonomy places the organism in Eukaryota, Fungi, Ascomycota, Dothideomycetes, Pleosporales. The record is from RefSeq and is a predicted model, not a curated record. Bases 191 to 919 code for a protein of 242 amino acids.
CUAGUAUAGCAACGGUAAACGACAGCCUAUCCUAAUCCGGGUAGCAUGCGGAGUAUAUCACACUGUAAGACUUACAAGAAGACGUAAGCUGUAGGGAUAACUACUGUUGAUUUCGCAUCAAAGCCGGCCCUUUUGCGUCGAGAACUUGCAUACAUACAUACAUUAUCGAUAACCAGCAGAGUGAGCUCCAAUGUCUUCUGCUAGCGGAUCACCACCACAACUGUCGGGACCCGGCAUCUUACAGACUUUUGUCUCCAUCCCGCAAUCAUCGCAACUCGCAGAAGACACCCUUCUGCAGUUCCUCGACAAUGUGUAUACCCCCGCGCUCAUCGAGACCGGAGUUGUGGAGUCUGUAAGGAGAUACAAGGCCGCCAAUCCAGCGUACGAUAAGCAGCACAUGAUAGUCUACAAUGUGCCCGAUUUAGCACCUCUACUGGCUGGCAAGCUUCAGAAAGUGCCAAGGACCAGCGAGACUUUCCCAACGAACGGGCCGGUUGAGGACUUUGUCGAAUUUGAGUCGAGGAUCUUCUCAUUGGCACAGGUCUAUCAGACUGUCGAGCACCCCGAAGAUGCAACUACAACGAUCAUAUAUGCAGCCAUGGAAACACAACCAGGCGGCGAAGCUGAUCUGGAGGCAUGGUAUCAGGAGGAACACAACCAACAGAUGUCCGAGCAACCGGGAUGGAAACGCACGGUGCGUUACAGUCUGUUAACUCAGUACCGGCCUGAUGGGAAAGAUGCUCAACGCAUGUCGUUCUUGGCCAUCCAUGAGUUUGGCGAGGGACAUAAACUGGGACAGGACGUGGCUCCUUUGGACCCAAUUACGGAUUGGACCAAGAAGUGUAUGAGUGAAGCGAAGGCCAUUGAUGCUGCGAUUUAUGAGAAAGUCAAGGUUUUUGGGAAGGUAGCUGGUAGCUAAAUCCAGGCAUGCUUGAAAUUAGUGGUCCGCUGUCAAGAAGUAGAGCGUAGGGUUGUGCAUUCGACAGCGAAAACAAUAGAUCCUGUCUUUGGUCAUACUCGAUAAUACAUACGUGCAGGUAGUUAAUAUUUCUUGCUGCUGGAUAAUUCAAGUAGGAUCAGGAAUAUUCGAAAGAGUACGCAUAUAGGCGGAUGGCUCCAGUCAGCAGACGAGAGAACUCUAGAUAAACUC